Molecule: messenger RNA, 644 nt
Organism: Cuscuta europaea
Lineage: Eukaryota; Viridiplantae; Streptophyta; Magnoliopsida; Solanales; Convolvulaceae
Source: the annotation of a GenBank genome assembly
GGCUGUCCAGAAAUAAACAAUUGAAUACCAGUACAACUACGUUACACUCCAAAACAUUACGUACGGUCAAUAGAAACAGAGUAUACAUACUCUGCGUUCGUACCAGAUGGCCUUCUUCACCGGCGCUUCAGCAGGCGACGCAGGGACGGAAUGAUGAGUUACAGCUCUCUUCACUCGUCUUCACAAAUGGGCAGUCUGGCAGCGAAGCAGUACGGCGUUGCCCUCCGGCAAUUCCUGUAGAUGGUAAAAAUGGUCCGGCUACACAACAAUUGACCUGCGGCGGUGAAGCAAUCCAGCACCGGUGGCUCUUCACUUCGGCGGUACUCUCUUCUCCGAAUGGUAUGUCAUAACGAUUGACCUCCCGUCUUCACAGGUGGUGCUCUGCCUUCUCCUUCUUCUUCGGCGCUGCUAACCCCCCUCUAGGCAAUCUUCUCCUCCGACGGAAAGAAGUGGCAAACUCCCCAGCAUCGGUCGAUGUUAGGAGAUGGUACUGUUCGGCAGCAGUUUGGUCUCGUAUCAGCACCUCCGGCAAGUUUCAUAUCACUCCUCCGGUGACAAUGAUCUCUCAGUUCUACUAGCGACGGAGUCCGGCGAUGUGCUUCAUAUAUAGUAUAGUAGCGCAUGUUUCCUUUCCUCCGUGCAGG